Aspergillus campestris IBT 28561 is the source of this 1119-nucleotide messenger RNA. RefSeq lists its product as uncharacterized. The transcript is spliced from 4 exons. Bases 1 to 1119 code for a protein of 372 amino acids. Lineage: Eukaryota; Fungi; Ascomycota; Eurotiomycetes; Eurotiales; Aspergillaceae. The record is from RefSeq and is a predicted model, not a curated record.
AUGGCGUACGAGAUCGGAUUGAGCACCCCGGAGGUGCCCAAUCGCGGCUUUCCCCUCUGGGUCUGUAGCGUGGUGUUCGUUAUAAUCGCGGGAAUGUUUGUGAUGACGCGACUAGCGGUCCGAUUUCACUAUCGGGGGUUAGGAACAGACGAUUGGAUGAUCCUGGCAUCUCUAAUCGGUUCGAUCCUCCUAUCGGUGACCCAGUGUAUGGCGGUACAUCAUGGAUAUGGCAAACAUUCAAGGGAUCUCUCCGAACAUAACCGGGAGGUAGCCCUCAAGUGGAUAUUUGUCGCGCAAGUUAUGUAUAAGGUCGUCAUCACCAUCAACAAGACCUCCUUCCUCUGCCUGUAUCUGCGCAUCUUCAUCCAGCCCGUCUUCCGUUGGCUCUGCUUUGCCGGCAUCGCCUUUUUAAACUCCUGGGGUCUCGGCUAUAUUCUGGUCACCAUCUUCCAAUGCCGGCCCGUCGCCUAUUUCUGGGACAAGUCGAUCACGAAUCCGAACUGUGUCGACACCAAAGCGCAGUGGCUUUCGUACGCAAUAAUCAACAUCGUUUGCGACGCGCUCAUCCUCAUCAUGCCUUUGUACCCAAUCUCCCAGCUACGGCUUCCGCGCGCAAAGAGGUUCGGACUUGUUGGCAUAAUUGCCCUAGGCGCAUUUGUCUGCGUUAUUAGCAUCAUCCGCACCACCACACUCGCCGAGUCAGCCGAUAACGAGGUCAAGGACGCGACUAGCGGACCCAUCCCGGCUGUAACCUGGAGUGUGAUCGAAGCCAACACGGGCAUCAUCUGCGCGUGCCUCCCAGCCUUCAAGCAACCCCUGCAAUACGUUUUCCCCAACUUCUUUAGCUCCCAGGAGUCGCCCGACCCGACAGACAAGGUUCGCGCCCGGCCCGCGCGCUCGGCUGUCGCCACAGAUCCCUUCAGGCGUGGAGUGUACUCAGCCAGUGGCUGGUGGCACCAUGUGUCGUCGCAUGGCUUGGACGUGUUCCAGGUCAGGGGGAGAGAAAACCCACCGCUGGGUAUCACGCAGAUUACGGACGUGCAUGUCACCUACCAGGAUGAUACGCGGUCUGAUGCGUCGUGGCGGCCCAUGCGCGGGUAUUCCAGGAUGGAGAAAUAG